Molecule: messenger RNA, 3723 nt
Organism: Anolis sagrei ordinatus
Lineage: Eukaryota; Metazoa; Chordata; Lepidosauria; Squamata; Anolidae
Source: RefSeq, a predicted model, not a curated record
AUGGCUUGCUCCUGGGCUGCAAGGAUCAGGCCUCCUUCUGCCUCCCUCUUCAGGCAUAACGAGACGGGAGUUGUUUCCUCCGCCCAUCCCCAAUUGUAUGCCGCCCUAGAGUAUGUAUAAAGAACUGUAUGUCCCAUCUUGACCUUUAUGUCAUGGCUUUGUGGGAAUCCUAGAAUCACAGAGUUGGAAGAGACCUCAUUGGCCAUCCAGUCCAACCUCUUGCCAAGAUACAGGAAAUUUGCAUUCAAAUUUGGCCAUCCAGCCUCUGUUUAAAAGCCUCCACCAGCAGAGAGUUCCACUACUGAACAGCUCUCGCAGUCAGGAAGUUCUUCCUCAUGUUCAGAUGGAGAUAGAUACAACUUUUGGCUUUCAUUCCUGAUUUUCUACUUCUUUCUUGACCAGGGAAAUGAGGAUUGUAUGGAGUCAUCUCUGGCCUCAUGAAGAACCAACAAGUUUUUAGUGGAGUUCAAGAAAUGUGAAAGUCAAAUGUGCAGCAAGGAAGAAGGUUCUGAUCUUGCUGAACUCUGACAUUUACUUUGGAUCAGAAAAGAAAAAAAGAAGAAUCAAGUAUCCAUAUUGCAAUUAAAUUAACAUAUCAUUGCCAACAUGGAAGAGAAAACAUAUCAAUGCAUUGAAUAUGGAAAUAUCUUUAGUCAGCGGUUACAUGAAGAAACUCACUCUGAGGAGAAGCCCUACACAUGUGUUGAGUGUGGGAAGAGCUUUACUUCAAGUCAAAAUGUACAUUUACAUCAAAGAACUCACACUGGGGAGAAACCCUAUACAUGUAUAGAGUGUGGAAAGAGUUUCAGUAAGAGUGGAAAUCUACGUUCACAUCAAAAAACUCACACUGGAGAGAAACCCUAUACAUGCCUGGAGUGCGGAAAGAGCUUCACUCGGAGUCAUCAUCUACAACAACAUCAUAGAACCCACACUGGAGAGAAACCUUAUCAAUGCCUGCAGUGUGGAAAGAGUUUUGCCCACAGUGGACAUCUACAUUUACACCAAAGGACCCACACUGGAGAGAAACCUUAUGCCUGCCUGGAGUGUGGACAGAGCUUCACUCGGAGUGAUCAUCUAAAUAAGCAUCAAAAAACUCACACUGGGGAGAAGCCCUAUGAAUGCCUGGAGUGUGGGAAAAGGUUCACCCAUAGUGGAAAUCUACAUAAACAUCAAAGAACUCACACUGGGGAGAAACCUUAUAUAUGCCUGGAAUGUGGAAAGAGCUUCACUGAGAGUGGAAGCCUACGUUCUCAUCAAAGAACUCACACUGGGGAGAAACCCUAUACAUGCAUAGAGUGUGGAAAGAGUUUCAGUAAGAGUGGAAAUCUACGUUCACAUCAAAAAACUCACACUAGGGAGAAACUCUAUACUUGUCUGGAGUGUGGAAAGAGCUUCACUCGGAGUGGAGAUCUACAUAAACAUCAAAGAACUCACACUGGGGAGAAACCCUAUAAAUGCCUGGAGUGUGGAAAGACCUUCUCCCAGAGUGGGGGUCUGUGUUCACAUAAAAAAACUCACUCUGGGGAGAAACCCUAUACAUGCCUGGAAUGCGAGCAGAGCUUCACUGAGAGUGGAAGUCUACGUUUACAUCAAAGGACUCACACUGGGGAGAAACCCUAUACAUGCCUGGAGUGUGGGAAGAGUUUCACUCGAAAUGAAGGUUUACAUAAACACCAAAGAACUCACACUGGGGAGAAACCCUAUGACUGUCUGGAGUGUGGAAAGAGCUUUCUUCACAGGCGAUACCUACAGAAACAUCAAAAAACUCACACUGGGGAGAAACCCUACAAAUGCAUGGAGUGUGGAAAGAGCUUCAGUGCGAGCGGCAGUCUACAUCAACAUCAUAGAACUCACACUGGGGAGAAACCCUAUGAAUGCUUGGAGUGUGGAAAGAGGUUUGCUGCGAGGGGACAUCUACGAAAACAUCAAAGAACACACACUGGGGAGAAACCCUAUAACUGCCUAGAGUGUGGAAAGAGCUUCACAUCUAGUGGAGAUCUGCAUAGACAUGAAGUAACUCACACUGGGGAGAGAUUGUAUACUUGUUUGGAGUGUGGUAAGAGCUUUGCUCGGAGUGGAGAUCUACGUUCUCACGAAAGAAUUCACACUGGGCAGAAACCUUAUACGUGCAUGGAGUGUGGAAAGAGCUUCACUCAGAAUCCACAUCUACACAGACACGAAAAAACUCACACUGGGGAGAAGCCCUAUAAAUGUCUUGAGUGUGGAAAGAGCUUCACUCACAGUGGGCAGCUACAGAGGCAUGAAAGAACUUACACUGGGGAGAAACCCUAUACAUGCUUGGAGUGCGGAAAGAGCUUUGCUCAGAGUGGAGAUCUGCGUCCACAUCAAAGGACUCAUACUGGGGAGAAACCUUAUAAAUGUCUGGAGUGCGGAAAGAGUUUCACUCUGAGAGCAAAUCUACAUUCACAUCAAAGGACUCACACUGGGGAGAAACCCUAUACAUGCCCGGAGUGUGGACAGAGCUUCACUGAGAGUGGAAGUCUACGGUCACAUCAAAGGACUCACACAGGGGAGAAACCCUAUACAUGCCAGGAGUGUGGACAGAGCUUCACUCAUAGUUCAUGCCUACAUUCACAUAAAAGGACUCACACUGGGGAGAAACCCUAUACAUGCCAGGAGUGUGGACAGAGCUUCACGCAUAAUUCAGGUCUACAUGCACAUCAAAGGACUCACACUGGGGAGAAACCCUACACGUGCAUGGAGUGUGGACAGAGCUUCACUCAGAGUUCAAGUCUACGUUCACAUCAAAGAAUUCACACUGGGGAAAAACCCUAUACAUGCCUGGAGUGUGGAAAGAGCUUCACUCAUACUUCAAGUCUACGUUCACAUCAUAGGACUCACACUGGGGAGAAGCCCUAUCAAUGCCUGGAUUGUGGACAGAGCUUCACUGAGAAUGGAAGUCUACGUUUACAUCAAAGGAUUCACACUGGGGAAAAACCCUAUAUAUGUCUGGAGUGUGGACAGAGCUUCACUCAGAGUUCAAGUCUACGUUCACAUCAAAGGACUCAUACUGGGGAGAAACCCUAUACAUGCCUGGAGUGUGGAAAGAGCUUUGCUCAGAGAGCAAAUCUACAUUCACAUCACAGGACUCACACGGGGGAGAAACCCUAUACAUGCUUGGCAUGUGGGCAGAGCUUCACUCAUAGUUCAGGUUUACGUUCACAUCAAAGGACUCACACUGGGGAGAAACCCUAUACAUGCCUGGAGUGUGGGCAGAGCUUCAUUCAUAGUUCAGGUUUGCGUUCACAUCAAAUGACUCACACUGGAGAAAAACCCUAUACAUGUCUGGAGUGUGGAAAGAGCUUCACUCAUAGUUCAGGUCUACGUUCACAUCAAAGGACUCACACUGGGGAGAAACCCUAUACAUGCCUGGAGUGUGGGCAGAGCUUCACAAAUAGCGCAAACCUCCAUUCACAUCAAAGGACUCACCGUGAAGACAAAUCCUAUAAACUCAUGGCAUGCUGAAAGAGCUUAUCUAAGAGUUCAAAUCUACACAGACAUAGAAUUCACAUUGGCGAGAAUAGUGAUAUUUGACCCAUAGAGAUUCUCCAAGACAGAUCUUUCCAACUUUUGAUGUUAGUGUCACACUUUUUUAGACAUUCAUCCUUUUGCCUCACAGUAAUUCAGUUUAACUAGCAAAUUAUAGAUUAAACCAACCCCAUUUAUGCUUUUCAAUAAAUACAAUGUAAUGUAAUAUAUUAA